AUGGCUCCGGGAACGUUUUCCAAUCGAGUGAAAACUUGCCCUGAUUUUGCGUCAUAUUUCUUUUUUUUGGUUUUUUCGUUGUUUUUUUACGCAUUUUCAGGAUACGGAGAUUUUGCUGGUCUGGGAAAUUUCAACAACUUCGAGAGUGCAGCUGAGCAACAACCCCCACCACCCCACGUACCAAUGGACGAAGGGGCUACUCCGCAACCACUGUCCGGCAACGGUCGUCGCUCGGGCAACAGCAACUACAGCCUGCAGCAGGAGAUCAUUUGGAUAAAGCAAGAUUCGGCUCAGAUCCGUAAUGCUGUGGUACUGUUGGAGAAGGAAAAGGAUAACUUGCGCCAAGCAGUUCGUAAGCUUAAGUUGGAAAACGCACGAGUGAAGCAGAAGAUGAAGCGCAUGCAGGAAAGCAUUAAUGGGUUGACUGGGGUAUCGGCCGAAACCGAGAAUCUCAAAGCUGGAGCAGCCGAAGCCGAGCUUGACUACGAUGACAUCGGGCGAGACUUCAUUCUUGUUGGAGGUGCCCAGGAUCCGCUGAGUUUGCGUUUCGAGGUGUCGAUCCGUGAUGACCGAGCGAUCGAGCAUAAGUCCGCCGAGCGCUAUUACUGGUACAAAAUGGCGGAGCAUUUCGGCGACACGGAUGUGAUGGCAAAGAUUCUGGAUGCUCCGUCGACUAUGAAAGCGGAAGAAGCGAUGAAGGAGAUCAAGGGCUUCGACGAAGCAAAGUGGAAUGAGGUCAAGCUGUCGGUUUGGGAGACUGGACAACGUAUGAAAUUCGAGCAGACACGCUGGAUCGCAAAUCUACUGGUGUACACCGGCAAGACGUACAUAGCGGUCGCUUCACAGGACAAAAUAUUCGGUACAGGCUGGCGUAAAAAUCGUGAUGAAGCGAACAAGCCAAUCUUCUGGGAUGGAGAAAAUCAGGGCGGCAAAGCGCUUAUGAGACUCCGCCAACAGAUUAAGGAGACUCAUACUUGGUCAGGCCCCUAUGAAGAACAGGAGAUCGAGAAGCGCUUCAAUGAGCUUAAGAAGUACGUCUGGCGCCGUAUCGAUCCGGCCCGUCGUCUGGGCCUCAUGCGUGGCCGUGCACGUGGUGGCUUCGGUCGCCGUGGCGGUUACGGGGGACGUGGCUACGGUGCGCCCAGUGUUGGCUUCCCACAAGCUGUUCGCCACUGA
Gongylonema pulchrum is the source of this 1176-nucleotide messenger RNA. The record is from the annotation of a GenBank genome assembly. NCBI's taxonomy places the organism in Eukaryota, Metazoa, Nematoda, Chromadorea, Rhabditida, Gongylonematidae.